This is a messenger RNA of Toxoplasma gondii ME49, 4164 nucleotides long. RefSeq names its product SNAP protein (soluble N-ethylmaleimide-sensitive factor Attachment Protein), putative. NCBI's taxonomy places the organism in Eukaryota, Apicomplexa, Conoidasida, Eucoccidiorida, Sarcocystidae. Gene Ontology annotation, biological process: SNARE complex disassembly; intracellular protein transport. The transcript has 4 exons. Bases 782 to 1771 code for a protein of 329 amino acids. Gene Ontology annotation, cellular component: SNARE complex; vacuolar membrane. The record is from RefSeq and is a predicted model, not a curated record. Gene Ontology annotation, molecular function: soluble NSF attachment protein activity; syntaxin binding.
UCUGUCUCGCUCUUUACUCUCGACAUGCCUCCUCUCUGGAGGAGAAGGGUACGUGAAGCAGUUCGUUGCCUCACUCUGGACUGCCCUCGCUCUUCACUCGAAUGAGGACGAACCUCGUUUCGGGAACUUUCCACGGUCACCUCUGCACUAUCGCCGCCGUUCCGUCCUCCUUCUUGUUCCUCGAAGUCUCGCGAGUUCCUCCACCUCUCUUUCUCGGUCUCGGCAUGUUCCCUGCGCAUCCACUUUUCAGUGGGUUCUCUCCGUUCCUCUAACGCGUGUAAAACGCUUGCCGAGUCGUCUGCCUUUGCGCUGGGAAGCUUGUUCGGCUCUCCGGUUCGGGGGAGAGAGGGGGCUUGCCAUGCUUUGUCACAGUAUUUCUGCGGGAGAGUUUUCCUCCUUGUUUGGAAGUGGGCGUUGAAGAGUCUGUGCAGAGAGAAAAGAGUUUUGAACGUUUUCCGCCUUCUUCGUUCUCAUCCUUCGUAGGUUUCUGUACCGAGCUUCGCCUCCGUCUUCUUCCUCUCCCUCUCGCGGUGCGUUGCUCUUCUUCCUCGUUCUUCUUCCUCGUUCUUCUUCCUCAUUCUUCUUCCUCAUUCUUCUUCCUCAUUCUUCUUCCUCGUUCUUCUUCCUCGUUCUUCUUCCUCGUUCUUCCUUCCUCGUUCUUCCUUCCUCGUUCUUCUUCCUCGUUCUUCCUUCCUCUUCGGACUUCUGCCUCUCUUCUGCUCCACAACUCUUGCGCGUCGGUUCUCCUCUCUGUGUGUGUCUCUCUCGACUGUGUGCCAAGAUGCUCCGCGGAGACAGCGGGGCUGGCGCGGACGCCUCGGCGGCGCAGCUCUCAGACAUCCCCGAGUUGCUCAAAAAGGCAGACGCUUUGAUGAAGCCUGCAGGCUUCUUCAGCUCUCUCCUCGGCAGAGGAAGUGACCCGGACGCUGCCCUCUCGAUCUACAUGCAGUGCGCUCAACGAUACAAGCUUGCUCGACAGUGGAACGACGCAGCAGACUGCUACGUCCGAGCGUCGCUGGCGGCCGAGCGCGGAGAAGACACGAGCACUCAGGCACAAAUGCUUGCAGAGGCAGGAAACGUCUUGAAGCGCGUGAGUACGAGCGACGCAGAAGAGCAGCUGGUCGCGGCGGCUGCAGUGUACAUACAGCAGGGGCGUUGGAGCCAGGCGGGGAAGCUGUACCGCAGCGUGGCGGAAAUGUACGAAGAAGGGGAGGCGCUUUCAGGACUGGGGAACGACGGCAAGUGUGUGAGCAAAGUGAUGACUUUCUACAAAAAGGCUGCAGACACCUACGAGCUGGAUGAGUACGGAAAGAGCGCGUUCUCUCAGUGUCGCUGCAAAUUCGCUGAAUAUGCGGCGAAGAGCGAAGACACGAUUCACGACGCCAUCCAAAUCUUCGAGCAAGAGGGAGACAAAGCUACUCGAAACAACCUUCUCCAGUUCAGUGCGAAAGAUUUCUACUUGAAGGCCCUCGUGUUGCUGCUUUCUUCCGGCGACGCUGUUUCGGCGCAGAUUGCCUUAGAACGCUACGUGGCAAGAGAUCCGCGGUUCGAGGGGAGUCGCGAAGGACGCUUGGCAACUGCAUUGGUGGCGGCGAUGCAGGAAGGGGAUGCAGAAGCCUUCACUGCAGCGCUGGACGAUUUCGACAGAAUCAGCAAACUUGAUCCCUGGAAAAUUCACUUUCUCCUGAAAGCAAAAAGGCGCCUGAUGCACGGAGACGAAGGAGGCGACCACGUGGGCAUUGGGGACGACGGAGAAGUCGACCUCUCUUAGGGCCGCAGACCAUCUGAGAAGUCCGUGCUCUCGCUGUUUCUACGAGUGUCAACAGGAUAACAGGGAACCAUCUGUGCAAUGUUGAGGCGAGGACAUAACCAGUGUGGAACGAUCCAAUUUCGUAGAGUGUGGACAUCCAGGACUUCCAGUCCUGAGAAACAACGGAAGGACGAUCUAGAUGAGGAGUCUGUCUGCUUGUCUGGGUCAUAAGCAUGGGGGGAAGGAGCGAAGAUCAAGGCUUUGCGUGGGUGUGUGUGUGUUUGCGUUUGUGUGGUAAUCGGAAUAGAGGCUUUCAGCUUUGAGAGAGGAAACAAGGUCGUUUCGGGAUACAGUUGAAGAGAAGAAGGAAAGACACGGUCCGGGCGCUCGACACCCCUGUACUUCAUGCGCGUGACAUGAUGGUCACGAAAAAAAGAAUAGUGGAACUUGCAUAGGGAGACCAAACACCUACCAAAUCGAAACCAGAAGCCCAACUCGUGGUAUAUACCGUUCAGACAAAAGAGUGUCGAUAAACCUAGGAAUCUCAUUUAUAGUGUGUCGCUUCGUUGCGGCUUCAGCGAGGUGCGUCCGAUUGAAAUCAAGCAGAGCCAAAGUGGAGGAGAACGGAGGAAACAGCGUUUAGACACUGAGAACGAGGUUUGGAAGUUGAGGGUGGGGUGGCGCACGUUGUCUUGUUUUUUUCGCGCAGUUCUUGGUUUUCGAUGGACAGAUGGUCCAAGUGCUGAGAGUCGGAUCGGACAAAGCGCACUCCCUGGCAGCACCCGGGGAAAGCAGACACACGGGAGGCGCUAGAAAGGGAUCUGCUUUGAGUUCCUUGAUUUUUGCGAGAAAACAAGAAACGAAAGAGAAAAGUAGAGUCUUGAGACAUCGGGAAGAGCGCUCCCGAUUUCCGGACCUCUUUCGCCGUGUCACUCUGUUUUUGGAGGCAUCCGUUUCGGCGAAGAGAAACGCAGUAGACGAGGCGAACGGGUUUAAAAACUACCAAAGAAAAGAAAAGGAGUCAGUGUGUUUUGCAGGCGGAAAAGGAAAUGCAAGUGUCGUAGACACUCCCUUCAGUUUUCUUGAAAAACAGCAAGAGGAAAAACACCAAUCGAGAGCUUCAGUACACGGUCGGCCUAAAAACUGCAGCAGGCGUUAUCGCUUUUUCUGUCUGUUCGUGUUUCGCUCGUUGCUGACUGCUUCCCCUUCGCUCUUGCAUUAUGUUUUUCUCGACGUCUUUCCCGGAUGUUUGCAGCGCGAGUCCGUCUGGUUUUCUCUUUUCAACUCCGCUGCUUGCCCUGUCUUGAGGCGCGGCCUCGUCUCGCAUCGAAAAACGGCGCCCGGGAAAGCAAAUCCAUUCAACAGAUACCAGGUUUCUGAGCGUCAGAAGGAAUUUUUGUGGAUCGGUUUCGCUCGUCUAUCUUCGCAAGGCAUAAACGGCUGAGAGACUGGGCCGGGCCGGAAAAUCGGACACUAUGAACAAAUCGACUUUUACACGAGUGUUUUCAACUGAGGAAUUUCUCAGAUGCGGUGUAGCGUCCCUGUCACUACAAACAUCCUUCAUGUGGUAUCAGUUCAACCGGUGGUUGGCUUCAAGCCCUCAGGAAAUGGAAGCUUGGCAACACACCAUCAUGGCGGCCAGUCGUCUCUUGUCACAAACUACCGCACACAGAAGGGUUUCAAGAGCUCUUGCUAGUGAUGAACAGAAGAAGAAUGACAUUCCGGGUGCGCGGCUGGCAAUUUAUUCACCCUCCGUGACAUGGGGCCGAACGAGAUUUCCUUCCCUUCAGAUGUUUGAGGCGGGAGAAAAAACCGGGUUUCCGUGUUCGACUCUCGAGCUGCGUCGCCACAGCUGCACGCUUUCAGCUUGGGAUCGAUUUCACCUGGCAAAACACAGGUAAUUGUGGACGGACAAAGAGUAAUUCGAGUUGUUUAGCUAUGUGACUUAACUCGGAGUUUUUGUUGCCGGCGCGGGGCUAGGUGAUGUUUGUUCUGAAUAAGAAUGGCUAGAACGAGGUGUUCCUCGUUCAAAGAAACGCAGCUGGAUCAGGGAACCCCUGUCUGCAAAAGGCAAUACGAUGUCUUAAAAUUACACAAGAACUUCGUCUGUUCAAAUCGAGGAAGAACACAAACAUGCGCCUCCUGUUGGUUUGUGCUGUGUUAUCACAUGUGUUCGGUACAAAUGUCAAAGCAGCCGAGUGCGGUUGGUAUAUGCAGUCGUGACUAGCAUGGUAAGCGCCUUCUGCCGGUUCCAAAACAUUUUUCUUCCUGAAGCCGGUAAACACACACUCUCUUACUUCAAUGCGUGCCAACACACAGCGGACCGAGUACGAAAAAUCCAGGAUGCAAAAAAACGUACCACAUCAUGGUGGAGAGAAAUAUUUGGCCAAUAUCCCUACGGGGAAGUCUCUCUU